GAAUUACUGGUAUAUUAAGAAGCACAUAGCCUAUCACUUUCUGCAAGUAUCAACGCUAACACAGACCAGACCAAAUAUUUUGAUUAAGUUAGGAAUCGAGCAUAAGAUUUGUGACGGAUACAUACACCACCUAUGGUAAUGGGAUGAAGAAAUUUUAAUGUUGAAACCAUGUUUCGAGGGGAACAGCGAUUCAGUUACCCGGCCCGAUUGAAACAUGGGUGGUUUUACAGAAACCGGUCAUUGUCAUGGAGUCACCGCACGUGAGUACUAUAUUACAAUGUCCCCGUAUUUGCUAAUUUGUAGUACGUAAUUGACAAGCCAUGGAGGAGCGCGGAGGGGUGAAUUUAGCCCAGUGCAUUCGAGAGAAAUUCAACUAGAUUCAUCCAUUUGUAUGAAUUGUUGGUUGCUAUGGUUUGCUGUGCCUGUGGUUGUCCGGGCUUGUAAUAUUGUUAGACUGGCUUUGACAGGUGCCCCACUGGUAUGUAAACUCAUUACAUUCAAGAACCGACUGUGCCUUUAUUUGCAUGCCUCAGGUCGGAGUACGUAUCCAUGUACUGGUAUGACUCCUGAUCCUCCUGUCGCAUACCUAGCAUUAAGAACAAAGAAUGGAAAUAAAGUUUAAUAAAAAAAAAGGAAAGGGGAAACAGGAACAAGAAGUAAAAAUGUCAGAGUUUCUUUUUGAAUGAUCAGCAUUCUAUAUACUCCGCACAUCCGGUAUAUGUAUUGUAGAUAUCGGGAUCAUUGAAUUCGAGAAAUACCCUAGAACAAGAUGUAGCGUCCCAUAUAUUAACGAUCUCUAGAAUCUAGGCACAUGACAUCACUGAAAGUCGUUG
Messenger RNA from Aspergillus pseudotamarii, 833 nucleotides. RefSeq lists its product as uncharacterized. The coding region runs from base 392 to 622 and encodes 76 amino acids. The record is from RefSeq and is a predicted model, not a curated record. Lineage: Eukaryota; Fungi; Ascomycota; Eurotiomycetes; Eurotiales; Aspergillaceae. The transcript has a single exon.